AUGUUCGAUAAAUUGACUGGUAACGGAAAUGGGAACAAAAUGAAUAUGCGCAUCCAUGUGUUGGAGCAAAUUCUGUCCUCAAUUGAAACAGACGGCAGUUCAGCACGGGUCAAUUCCUUGCGUCAAGUGAUCAGGCGAAAUAAAGCAGAUAUGGCAGAUGAUGCUGGAAAAUCACUGGAUUUAAUGCGAAGGGGAUGGGAACCAUCACUCCACUGUAUACCGUGUCUCCAUGGACUGUUUCAGAUAUUCCAAAAUGAAAUCACGAAGGAAUUGCAACAGAUCAUGGAUCGCCACAUUCGAACAACAUUCUCGCCUGCCAUCGAAAAUCUCAAAAAGAACGGUCAUGUAAGUGGUUUAGUUGUGGACCAAGACGUUAUCAACGAUCUUUAUACCAGUAUUCUGGACGCAGCUAAGACUCCAUUCAUGAGAGAUCGUACUUCGACAAUGAAUCGUGAUCGACUGAAUUCAGAAAAAAGCGUGAAGCGAGGAUACGAAUCGGAUGAAUCCGAUGUCAGCAUUUUGAGUCAGUCAAGCGAGGUGAAACGGAGACGAGGAAGACCACGGAAGGACGAGGAAAUGUCAUUGGAUCUAUCGCCACUCACAUUACAUGAAGUGUUGAAGUGGUGUCCAGAACGUCAUCUCCUCAGUACUCGAUACAUUCCUGCAGCAAAAGUAGCCGCUUUGCUUUCCAUACCAGUUGCAGUGUUUUUCAGUAAAUAUCCUAGAAUGUUCCGGCAAAACUUCGAAUUUCAGUAUUCUUGUGAUGAAGAAGAUCGGGCAAUGCUGAUGGAAGAAAAGAAGCUUUCAAGAAGUGCUGGUCGUUGUUAUUUAAUGGUCAUGGAUGAUGUUACCGAGUUGCUCGGUCGAUCGCCGGAUCUUGAAUUUGGCGCUUUCACAUUGAACGAGCACAUCUUGCUGAAAAUGCGAUCAAGGACGGCACCGGUGUUUGAGCGGUUAAAAGCUCGUCUUCCGCCAUCAGCAUACACUUUCAACCAGUGA
Messenger RNA from Haemonchus placei, 999 nucleotides. Lineage: Eukaryota; Metazoa; Nematoda; Chromadorea; Rhabditida; Trichostrongylidae. The record is from the annotation of a GenBank genome assembly.